UGUGUAGUUGUGUCGCUCUGGACUAAGCAUUGGGAACAAAUUUUUCUCGAUAACCCUGGGACGCUUGUCUUCUUACUCUGCCCACUGGGCACAUUGCAAGAGGGUCGCCAUUUAUAAGUCCCAGUUUCUCCGCUCCUCAGGACUGGUGAGUGUUGGCUGUGACUGGCCUUUACAACCCACCAGAACAACAACACCAUGUCUUCAAUAAAAGACAGCAUGGUUGCUGCUCCUGUUUUCAAGAAGAAGAAGAAGAAGAAAUGUGUUAUAGAAGAUGUUAUCCAGAGGCACAGAUCAAGAGUAGAACCAAUAUUUGUUAAAUUUGCAAAUGGCAGGCCUUGUAAGAAUGCAGAGUUGAAUGGAAUAUUACAUCAGAAAGCCUCGAAAGAUUGUCGUCAACAAAGGCGAGUCCUUACAUUAGAAACUCGGAGAUUAGACUAUGCUGGAAAGGACUUUGGAACAGAAGCCAGUCAAAUGUAUAAGAAGCAGUAUGUUUUUCUUGGCAUACUAAAUAAAGCUACAGGAAAAAUGAGACUUGUAGAAACAAGCUCAUUUUGUGUUAGCCCACUGUUAAAACCAGUUGAAACUACCAAUGUUCGUUUAUCUAAAACCUUAAACUCAAUGACUAAUGAAGAGAAGCAAGAAGCGGCUGCCUCUGCAUUUGGAACUAAAAGAGCACAGCAAUAUAUCAACCGCAAGAAGCAAUAUAAAGUGAGUCUGGGUUUGCUUUAAGAAUGGAGGUUAAUA
Messenger RNA from Cherax quadricarinatus, 744 nucleotides. Lineage: Eukaryota; Metazoa; Arthropoda; Malacostraca; Decapoda; Parastacidae. The record is from RefSeq and is a predicted model, not a curated record.